Messenger RNA from Penicillium arizonense, 1152 nucleotides. RefSeq lists its product as uncharacterized. The record is from RefSeq and is a predicted model, not a curated record. The transcript is spliced from 4 exons. Lineage: Eukaryota; Fungi; Ascomycota; Eurotiomycetes; Eurotiales; Aspergillaceae. Bases 1 to 1152 code for a protein of 383 amino acids.
AUGCCUUACCACAACCAUCGACCACAGCCACAAGCUGGGCAGUGGCAUUCUUCCGAGUAUCACAAUACCAAUAGCACAUAUCAACAACCAUGGGGACCUUCAUAUCAAGCUGGACCGUCGACCCAGUCAUCCUUCUUCUCUACAAACCAAUCACAACACCAAUCCCAGCCUUACAGCCCAAAACGGUCUCAAAGACCAUGCGUCAUCCCCCAAAUAACAACAAUCUUCGACGGCCCAAACAUGAGCCCCUUCGCCCGACCCCGGGUCCCAGAACUCGAACCCCAAACCGAUCUCAGCGAAAGAGAAUUACUAAACUUCAUCGACGGUCUAAAUGAAGCAUUCAUGGCAAACCCCGCACUCCGAGCAACGGGUCAGAUUGGCAUGAUGGUUGGGUUUGUGCCGCUGGCUACAACCCAGAUUAUAGGUAAUAGCUUGGAAGCUGCUGCUGGUUUGGCGGGUGCCGGUGUUUCUGCUAUUCGGACGAAACAGUAUCUGAAGAAGGGGGCUCCUUCUCCUCAGAUCAGUAUUGUGCUCUUGUUGGGAGGAAAUCUUCCGAUGACGAUUCAAAGCCCCCUCGAAAAGAGAAUGGCACUGCUCGGUGAUCGCGUUAUGAGACUUUCGUUCGAUAAUGUGGCUUCACCGGCUGAAGCGGACAACUGGAUAAAGAAAUGGGGUACAUACUCUGCGCAAAAGGCAGAGCAGAAACAACUCAAAAAUCUGAAAGAGAAAGAAGAAAAGCAGAGUCGCAAAUCCGACAAGGCGGCAAGAAAGGCUGGACGAAAGGGACGGAGGGCUGACGACGAAAUUGCCGAUAUCAUGGACGAGAUCGAUGAUCUUCAAUAUCAAAUUCAGGGCUUGGAUAUGAGUCGGGGGAAAGAUGAGAAGACUGAGCGCGAGUUACGCAGGGAUUUGAGAAGGUUGGAGAGGAAGCUCGCGGAGUUGGAGGAGGAUAAGGAGUAUGAUAUUUCUCGCAAGUGUAGCAGGGUGCAUAGAAAGGAGACUAGGAGGAAUGAGAAGGAAACUAAGAAGAUUAACAGGCUCUACUGGAUUGUCAUCUUGCCUGUGGAUCAGAAUCCUCCUGAUGAGGAACAUGACUUGGAGUCAGAGGAAGAGGAGGAACGGGCUGUUACAGAUAAGGCUUCAACGGUUUAG